Syngnathus acus (greater pipefish) is the source of this 1285-nucleotide messenger RNA. RefSeq lists its product as uncharacterized. Gene Ontology annotation, molecular function: protein binding. The transcript has 8 exons. Bases 217 to 1158 code for a protein of 313 amino acids. The record is from RefSeq and is a predicted model, not a curated record. NCBI's taxonomy places the organism in Eukaryota, Metazoa, Chordata, Actinopteri, Syngnathiformes, Syngnathidae.
AACGUCAAAUACUGUAAAUUAAGAAUUGAUUUAGUAACGGGCAGUCAAAUAUUUUCAAACGGAACUUUACUGCUCGGAACCAACGCGAAUCGUCAGUGUUUCCGUGCGGACACAUUACACAAGCGGAAUCUGCGAUUCUUCCUCCUGUCAAAUCGCUGUUCAACCUGUAACGAGUUCGAACGAUGGCCCAAGGCAUGAGUCAGUGAUUAACUCGCCAUGGAGCUAUUUGGAAGCCAUUUGGAUGACUCUGUAUUUUCAGAGGCGAAAGACCGUGGGUCGGUGUGCGUGCCUUCUUAUAACGCUAAAAGCUGCGAGCCGGAGUGGUUUUGCCAAGGUGCCGCUCUUGACACAGAAGACUCUUUGGAAAAGCAGAAAGUUUUUAAGUUUCGGGGUGACCUGGCAACGAGACAGGGCAAAUACCAGGCAGCCCUGGAUGCUUACAGCAGUUGCCUGGAGUGGAUCUCUGACAACAACCUGUCAAUCAAAAGAGAUAUUUUGGAGGGAAUGGCUCGAUGUUACACCAGGUUGGACCAGAGAGACAGAGCAAUGGGCUUACUGGAUCUGCUGAGCAAAGAAGCCUCAAACACAUGUCACCUGACCAGCCUGCUGCUGCUCAAGGUGAGCGUCUACCAACAUUUUGGAGUCAUCGGACCCUGGAUGUCGUCUCUGCAAGAGCUCUGCAGCCUGCUGCCUUUCAACCCCUGGAAUUGGUGCAACCUGGGAAAGAUGUGUCUGCAGCUGUUGGAGGACUCCACAACCUUGAACAAGAAAGGCAAAGAAGCUGAAGAGCAACAGGAGGAACUCUCUGAGGAAAGACUCUGGCUGAAGGCCUGCUUGUGCUUCAUCAGGACGAGACUCCUACUAAGAAUCCUGCAGCAGCAGCAGUCAUCGUUUGUGCUGCGACACAACCAAAAUGUCGUCCAAAUAGCGGAGGACGCGUUGGGACAUCUCAAUCCUGACCAAGCAACUCUUCUCACCCUCACUGAGGUCAUUUCAGAGGACCUGAACCCAGAGAAGAUGAAGGAGGAUUACCAGGACGGUAUGAGUCUGUCUAGUGUUUGUCUGCAGAGUUUUGAGGAGCGCUGGUGGAAUAAGAUCCUACUGAGUGGGGUUCUGGAGACUGAUGGAUAUCACAGGCCGAGCGGCACCAAGUUGUGACGCUUCCUUAAUGUCAACCACAAAUCAUGGUGGUCAAAACAAAGAAGAAGAAAAAAACGAUGGUGAAGUUUGUCGAACUUUUGACAGCCUGUUACCAAAGGAAAAUGCAAAGUGACGACAACAACAA